AAAGCAUUCAACUGAUGGUCGAAGUCUUCUUUACCUACCAAUCACCUCCAUCAUCGGUCAAGAUGGUACUAGAUAGCAACUUAUUCACCUUGACAUUCGAAAGAAGGAAUAGAAAUCCAAACAUCUUGGAUCUGAUCCCAUUCUCGUCUUCUUCGCUGCAAGACGUUGCUUCGGGAUCAUCUGGAACGACUUCACCUCUCUAUACAUUCUCACGUGCAAGAUCAAAUCAUUAUACCAUUCGGUUGAUCGAUUCAUUGACAGACAUAGUUUUAGCAAGCAUAGAUUGUCCUGCUUCCACGGAUAAACUCAAAACAAUUCACCUUUACAAUCCAAAUGACGAAAUCGUAUUAGAGAAAAAGGGUAUGACAUUUCGGCAAGAUUGGAGAUGGACUUGGCAAGAGAACGAAUUCAGCAUACGUAGAGAAGGUAGACAAAUAAUCGUAGAAGCUAUUAGAAAACCUGACCCAGAAAUCGACAUAGCUCGAUACACACCUCGGACGAAGACGAGACCGGCCACUCUGCAAAUCCUGGAUUAUAAUGUGCAGAGGCUAGAGGUGGAAGACAGACGAGGCUUGGAAAUUGUUACCAUCUGCGCUGCUUGCCAUCUAUUAGACCAAGAAUAUGAUGAUAAUCAUAAAGAAGGCGGAAAUAUGUACUUCGACGGAGUAAUGCCAGCCUCGACCUCCUCCAAUCCACCAACGGCAGCUGCUUCCACCUUGUCUUCCAGCAAUAGUGCCAGUCAAGUCGCAGCAGAGCCGAACGAAAUCUUGUUGGAUUUGCAUGUUCCUAAUUCAAACUAUGUGGAGCAUGCUUUAGACUUAUUGCGUCAAGAUGAAACCGGUCAGGGAUUGCAUAUGAUCAUUAUUCGAGCCGACUCACAAGAGCUAACAGCACGAGCAGUUCGAAUCGCGGCAGAAAUCAAGGCAAGAUGGUACAAACUACCAGCUAUUGUCAAAGGAAGAACAUUGGACCCAAUGCCGGGAAGUUCUAGUGAAACAGCAGAAGAGUUGUAUCAAUAUGUUCGCGAUCCAGCCUUAGACCAACAAAAUGCAAAAUCACAAAAUGAGUCAAAUAACGGCUAUCUGGAUCCCAACGCUGGUCCAAGAGGAAGAAUAAAGUUAGGUUCUCCAAUGCAGAACAGUGCUUCGUCCUCAAAAAAAUCUCCUUCGCCUCAACCAAGCAACAAGAGAGCGUCAACUUUUGUUGCCCCACCUACCAAAUUGGAUAUUUAUCUCUCAAAAGAUCGUAUUGACGAAUUUGAACGAUCAAAAUCCUCUACUCAACCAAGCCCCAGACCCGCUUCUCCGGCGAUGAAUACACCACCAAGCAUACCGCCUAAAAUGUCUGCCGGACAUGGCCAUCACCAUCAUACGUCUAGUGAUGGAGGUGCAAAACGUUUAUUGGGCAAGCUGGGCUUUCGCAAGUCCGAUCAAUAGACU
Messenger RNA from Meira miltonrushii, 1439 nucleotides. RefSeq lists its product as uncharacterized. The record is from RefSeq and is a predicted model, not a curated record. The coding region runs from base 63 to 1436 and encodes 457 amino acids. Lineage: Eukaryota; Fungi; Basidiomycota; Exobasidiomycetes; Exobasidiales; Brachybasidiaceae. The transcript has a single exon.